AUGGCUACGACAUCCGACCCACCAGCCGUCACCACCUCCGCCGAUCAGUCCACACCCCAGGACAUACCGCAUCCAGAGCGAACACAAGAUAGUAUGCCUGCAUCAACGCCGGUCGAGUUGACCCAACUUGAGUCGAAACAGACUACCAGCGAUACCUCUGCAGAACGGCAAACUUCCACCACCUCAUCACACCCACCCGGUCCUCAACGGACCGACACCUACACUGCGCUCGAGCAAGCUGCACAUCCUCCUCCAAUUCCCCCAGCAGACACUAUGCCCACCACUGCUCCUGUUUCCCGGACGUUCUCUACCGCUAUCGGUCCGUCCUCAGACUCGCCGUCCGUGCCUGCGAAAGAUGCCGAGGAAGGUGGUCCGACAUUACUGAUAACACUUCUGCUUACUUCUGGAGCGAGGCAUCCGUUCAAGCUUGAUGCGAAAUAUCUACAAAAGCGAAAUGUCGAGGUUCCGGGUAACGAUCCGUAUGAGCUCAGCGUUUACAAGCUGAAAGAGCUCAUUCUGCGGGAAUGGCGAGAUGAAUGGGAACAACAGCCUGCCAGUCCAAGCAGUAUUCGGCUCAUUAGCUUUGGCAAGUUGCUGGACGACAAGGCGCCCCUGAAAGACUCUAAACUGAGCGCAGACGCUCCCAAUGUCAUACAUAUGACCAUUAAGCCUCAAGACUUCGUUGAGGAGGAAGACGCCAAGGGAGGUAAAACCUCGAUGUCGGCGCAGAGAGACCAGCAGGAGCGGAGUGCUGGCUGUAGGUGUCUCGUGAUGUGA
Molecule: messenger RNA, 777 nt
Organism: Cyphellophora attinorum
Lineage: Eukaryota; Fungi; Ascomycota; Eurotiomycetes; Chaetothyriales; Cyphellophoraceae
Exons: 2
Coding region: 1-777 (258 amino acids)
Source: RefSeq, a predicted model, not a curated record